UGGGAGCCGCUCUAGUGGGCGGAGCUUGGAGAGGGCAGAGACUUGGUGUAGUUCAUGUAGCUGGGGCAACCAUGGGCCUGAUGGCAGUUGUCUGCGUUGUGUGGGCUGAUGUUGAAGGAGCCCCUACUGAUGGCAAAAACCAACUAGUUGGUGACAUGCUAUGCCUUGCUGGCUCUCUACUCUAUGCCAUGGUCACAGUACUCCAAGAAAUGAUGCUCACAACACUAUCAUGUUCUGACUACCUAGCAUUCCUUGGCCUGAUCGGUAGUGUGGUAUCAUGUACCCAAACAUUCUUCCUAGAAUUCACAGAGUUAAUCGCAUUUAACUGGUAUGAUUUGGACACGAUAAUCCAGUUGGGUAGCUACUGCUCGGUACAGACAAUAUUCCAGAUCUUACAGUGUUUUAUGUUGAGAGACGCUGGGUCAAUAAUAUUGCAUUUAUCUUUUCUGUCGGCUGAUUACUAUACUCUGAUUGCUGGGAUGUAUAUCUUUCAGUUUAAGUUCCACGCGCUAUAUUUCCUAUCGUACAUGCUGGCGAUGGUGGGAGUGUUCUUGUUCAGCGCUCGACCGACGCGACAGCCGCCGCCGCAGCCCGACAGACUGCCGCAGCUGGUCAAUGACUCUGUGCAGUCGCAGGAUAAUGUUUCUAUGGAAUACACAGUACCAACACUAGACUGCAUACCUAUAGAAGGGUUGGAACCUCCGAUGAGUAGAGACACAACGUUCACCUCGUUCCUCGGAGGCCCGCAGGCUGUUCCCAACGGCACCGUCUCCUUUGCACAGAGUAAUGGCGCGCAAACUAAAGAGGCCUGUUAAUGUAAGUGUUUAUGGUAAGGACCUUAGAAUAAAACGCUGGAGAUCAAACCAUUUAUAAUUAAGAUGACACUUUUCUACCCUUAAAGAAGUUGAUAAUUGCAAUUAUUCAAUAAGUCAAUCUAACAUUUCUAUUUGCUAUAAUAAAGUGGUCCAGUUGUCUUAAAAAUUUAUACACACCAAAUAUUUGAUCAUAUAAAGUUUUGUGAAAGUUUAUACCAUUCGAGCUUAUGUCAGUCAUGAAAAGAUAUACACAUUUUCUACUAAAACAUUUAGAAAAAUAAGUCUUUUAUGUCAGUGUAAGUAACUGGCAAGACUAACAUCGAACGCUCAUCUCCAGCUAUAUUCUAAGUUAGGAAUAUAAUGAAUAAUACUUACGAAAUUAUAUAAGAAGCAGAUUUGUACCUUUCACUGUAUAGUUAAGGUACAUGAGUAAAUGCUAUUCAAAUUUCGACCUUAUUACUAAGGGCAUAAGGUUGAUAGACAUCGACUGUAGUUUAUUUAUUGUAUAACUUUGAUUAACAUUCCGCAUUCGUAUUAUUAAUACUCGAAGUAUUAGAAUAAUCGUUUUAUAAGGUCUAAAUCGUCCUAAGAAACCCAUUUUCUAAUUAUUAUGGCUAGUCAUUUCCAAUGUAAUUGUAAGACAGACCGCCUUUUUGUAUUUUGUCAUUCUAAGAAUGUAAGUUUUAUUUAUUUAGCAGCAGUGAUAUAAAUACAUAAUUUGUUCCUAACAUGAGAUGCCAUUGUAUCUCAAUUCUAUUUUAUAGCUGCAAUAACACCACCUAGAACGCACAAUAUAUUAGCUAUAUGCUAUCAUACCAAACUUUCAUAAUGGGGGCUACCAUUUUUUGUUUCACCAGAUGGCGCAACUGUAGCGUGAGGUCCUAAACUACGGCAAUCAAAGUUCGUAUUAUGAGCGCCAAAACUUAUAUGUACAUUAGAUGAUUAUAUUAAAUCAUAUUUAAUACAAUAAAACUAUAGUGUGAAUGUAUUGGCGAUGCCACAGUGUUGCGCAGUGCCGUUUUGCCCGAAAAAGAAAGGCGGACAUAAGUUUCCGAAAGAUAAAAGUGUGUCAAAGCAGUGACAUUUAUAGAUCCGUAAUCUGUAUUUGCCAUAAUUAAUCUACAGUAUUGUUAAAUAUUCGCAAUAUUAAUUUAAUUAGAAAUAUAAACCCGCGCGCGUAAAAAAACAGUGGCAUUUGACGUUUCGAAGACCUCACGCUAAACAAGUGCCUCUAGCGGCGAUUUCAUACGCGGUAGCCCUCAUUACUAAGUAACCAUGUCCUGUUUAUCAGCACAAAUCUGCUUGAAAUCAGAAAUUUUAUACUCCUUUUUAAGCCUGUAUUAAAGAAAAUUUACUUAGGCAUACUAUGAAGCUAAUGCGUAAGAAUUAAAUUUUAAGUAUUAACAUUGGACUGGAAGAUUAUAGUGUAUCUAAAUACCUAAACAUGUAAUCAUUUCAAUAUAAUGUUUAAUCUCACCAAAUAUUAGGUAUAGUAACACUGACUACCUAGAAUACUAGUCAUAAAUAGUUUAGUAUAAAUAUAUUAGCGCACAUUAACGUUACAUAGUUCUAGACAUUUAUAUUUAAAUGCUCCAUUUUAUUAUACCUAGCAAUAACUGAGUAAUCUCGAUAUAAAGAAAACGAAAACUGCCACAUAUUCGAAUUUUGACUCAAUUUUUAUUCUCAAAUAUUAAAAUAGAAAUCUUUAUAUAACAUUUUGAAAUCUAGUUUCUAUGAAUUGUGAGAAAUUGUACCUAUCGAGAUUUUGUAAGAUUUAGAACGUUUAAACUUAGCGAAGGCUGACUGCAGGAUUUUGAUAUUUCACCGAAGUCCAACACUACUUUUGUUUUGUAUCAGAAUAUGAUUCUUGAACUUUAUUGCUUAUUAAUAUUAUACUGGAGCAAUUUAUUACAGUAAUGCAUUUUCUCAACUUUUAUUGUUACACGAAUUCCGUUCCGAUAUUAUGUACUUUAGCAAAAUAUAUCUACUUGUUGAUAUUAUUUUAAAUGAAAUUCUAGCGAAGUUAUUAUGACGCUCAAUUAUUAAAAGUAAGUAUUAAGAUUUUAAUAGUGAACAUUUUAGUCCAUUAGAUAAAUCUAUCAGUAAAUUGGGAUUGUAACUUUGGAAUUGAGUAAUACUUUUCAGUGUGUAUUUGUUAACUGAAAAGGUUGAAGAAAAUACCAAUAAUAACUUUGAAAAAUAUGAUCAAGUGCAUCAGUAUUAAAUAACAGCUUUAGAAGAUAAACGUUAAGAGCGAAGUUCGUUCAACCUUUUCAAUAUCCUCUACACAACUUGUAUUGUACACAUAGGUACUUAUUUUAUUAUUGUUUUAGAGUUUCUAACAAAUGAAGUUAUUUCCCCAAUAUGAUGGUUGUGUUAUGUUAAUUGUAAAAUACUUAAGCUAUUUAUUAAAUUGUUGCAUGUUAUUUAAACGCUAAACACAAUAAAAUGAUGUAUUAAAUAUUGAUUUUCUUGAAAUUAAAAUGCGAAUAAUUGAAAUUGUACUCUAAAUUGGGACUUAAAUAUACAAUGUUUUCAUGAA
Helicoverpa zea (corn earworm) is the source of this 3357-nucleotide messenger RNA. RefSeq names its product solute carrier family 35 member F2-like. The record is from RefSeq and is a predicted model, not a curated record. Gene Ontology annotation, cellular component: membrane. The transcript is spliced from 4 exons. Gene Ontology annotation, molecular function: transmembrane transporter activity. NCBI's taxonomy places the organism in Eukaryota, Metazoa, Arthropoda, Insecta, Lepidoptera, Noctuidae. The coding region runs from base 72 to 815 and encodes 247 amino acids. Gene Ontology annotation, biological process: transmembrane transport.